This is a messenger RNA of Temnothorax curvispinosus, 1467 nucleotides long. Its product is annotated as odorant receptor 82a-like. Gene Ontology annotation, molecular function: olfactory receptor activity; odorant binding. The transcript has 5 exons. Gene Ontology annotation, cellular component: plasma membrane. The record is from RefSeq and is a predicted model, not a curated record. NCBI's taxonomy places the organism in Eukaryota, Metazoa, Arthropoda, Insecta, Hymenoptera, Formicidae. Bases 223 to 1449 code for a protein of 408 amino acids. Gene Ontology annotation, biological process: sensory perception of smell; detection of chemical stimulus involved in sensory perception of smell.
AGUCGGACAGCGUGACUAGUCUGUCGCUUUCGCCGUCUAUCUUGCAAUGAAAAUUCACCACCACUUCAAUUUGCUAUCGAUUACCUGAGAGAUGAGUGUAUAAAAUGAAAGUAUAGUCUCAUAGCCAAUACACCGCGCACGCGUUACUCUGUAACUAUUACCCCGCGUACGUUUCGAGAAAUCUGCGCGAGUCAGUCGUGUCUCUGCGCUCGAGAAGUGAACAUGACGAAGCUUCCACAGAACCCGCCGAUAAUUUUUAACUAUGUAAAGAAUAAGGAAUAUAGCAUCCAGCCGAUUCGUUGGCUGCUAAAGCCGAUAAGUGUUUGGCCGAUGACGGACUCGUCGAUCGCGGAGAGGAUCUCGUCAGUAGCGUUGCUGAUAGCAUGCAUUUUUUUAAUCGUCAGUACUUUGGUGCCUUGCGCGUUGGCCAUAAUCUUAGACGAGAACAAAGAUAUGGAAAUAAAGAUACGUGAUUUUGGACCGCUCAGCAACUGGGUGCUGGCGAGUCUCAAGUAUAUCUCGUUGCUGGCGCACGUUGACGACAUAUAUCAAUGUAUCAAGCACAUCGAGAUGGAUUGGCGGGCUGUGACAAAAUUCGAGGAGCAGGAGAUAAUGCUGAAGAAUGCCAGGAUCGGUCGUUUCGUCGCGAUAUUCUCCGCGACAUUCGUGCACAGCGGCGUAUUUUCGUACAGUAUUUUUCGAGGAAUGACGUUAAGCGAAGCCGCCGUCGGGGGCGAUAACGUGUCGGUGCGUCCGCUACCUUUCGCGUUCUACGAUAAGCUCCUAGACACCACGACGAGCCCGAUGUACGAAAUAGUGUUCAUAAUACAGUGUCUAUCCACGUUUGUUGUAAAUUCCAUAGCAGUAGGCGCAUGCUGUCUCACCGCCGUGUUCGUUAUGCAUGCCUGCGGUCAGUUAAAAAUCCUUAUGUCCUUGCUGGAUAAUCUGAUCGACGAAAGAAACGAAAAGAAAGACUCCUCGCAGCAGAAGUUCGCCAUCAUCGUCGAACAUCAUUUAAAAAUACUCAGUUUCGUGUCUUACGUAGAGAAAAUUAUGAAUAUAGUUUGUCUCGUGGAAGUAGCAGGUUGCACGAUGCACAUGUGUCUCUUGGGCUAUUAUUGCAUACUGGAUUGGAACCAAGACGAAAAAGAAAGUAUGGUGGCAUACGCUAUAAUAUUGAUCUCAGUUACUUUCAACAUCUUUAUAUUUUGUUACUUUGGGGAGAUUCUUUCAGAACAGAGCGGCCAAGUUGGUGAAACUGCCUACAUGACAAAUUGGUAUCUGUUACCCGGAAAUACCGCUCUCGGUCUCAUUCUAAUCAUUUUAAAAUCCAGCAUCGUAGUUAAAAUCUCUGCUGGAAAGAUGAUUGAGCUUUCCCUUUCUACCUUCGGUAAUGUAAUUAAAUCCGCGUUAGCAUAUUUAAACAUACUUCGUACCCUCAUUAUAUAAAUAACAUUAAUGUUAUAU